AGUCAGUGUUGUGUAACAGCGUUUGCUCGGCGCUCGGCCCGAUGGGCAGAGCUUCGGGGAGGAUAAAUGGAAGGCGGGCAGGUUGAGUUCAACACAAGCACCUGUCAGUCUGUCAGUGGAGCUCUGUGGACUGCAGAUACUAACUGCAUAUCAUCACUUCAGUGGAUUUAACAAGCGUGUUAAACUCUUGAGAUACUAUAAUGGCUUUCUCACUGCGGACGGCUGUCUUUAUCACUGUUGCACUAUGUGUGCUGGAGCAAGGGUUUGGAUAUCCACUGUCUGAACAAUCUGAAGCAUCAAGCAAUCCACCUGCUCCCAAACGCUGCUCCUGUAGCAGCUGGGAGGACAACGAGUGCAUCUAUUUCUGCCAUUUGGACAUCCUCUGGGUCAACACACCAAAUAAGAUCGCACCUUUCGGUCUGGGCAGUCCUUUGUCCCGCCGCCAGCGUUCCACGGGCCGCUGCGAAUGCGCGAAUCCCGCUGACCGGACCUGCUCCAGUUUCUGUCACACCAGUUUGGAAAAUCCAGAUAUGGAGAUUGUGACCCAAUUGGAUGACCAGUCAAUUCACAUAGACAAAACUAGCAAUUAUCUGCUGUCAUCUCUCAGGAAAGCGAUUAAAGAAAACCUCAUGACAGCCUCUUGAUCAGCUUCAACCAAGAAGAAAUCU
This is a messenger RNA of Labeo rohita (rohu), 668 nucleotides long. RefSeq names its product endothelin-2-like. Gene Ontology annotation, biological process: regulation of systemic arterial blood pressure by endothelin; vein smooth muscle contraction; intracellular calcium ion homeostasis. Bases 201 to 644 code for a protein of 147 amino acids. The transcript is spliced from 6 exons. The record is from RefSeq and is a predicted model, not a curated record. Gene Ontology annotation, cellular component: extracellular region. Gene Ontology annotation, molecular function: endothelin B receptor binding; hormone activity. NCBI's taxonomy places the organism in Eukaryota, Metazoa, Chordata, Actinopteri, Cypriniformes, Cyprinidae.